This is a messenger RNA of Magallana angulata, 3054 nucleotides long. Its product is annotated as muscarinic acetylcholine receptor M4-like. Lineage: Eukaryota; Metazoa; Mollusca; Bivalvia; Ostreida; Ostreidae. Gene Ontology annotation, cellular component: plasma membrane. The record is from RefSeq and is a predicted model, not a curated record. Bases 225 to 1907 code for a protein of 560 amino acids. Gene Ontology annotation, molecular function: G protein-coupled receptor activity. The transcript has a single exon. Gene Ontology annotation, biological process: G protein-coupled receptor signaling pathway.
ACUAUUCUGUAAAGCGAUAUAUAAAUAUAGUUAAUUUUAGUAAAUGUUUAUAAACAGGUAGCAAUGUUGGAUUACUAGCUAGAUGCCUCUAAGAGUAAUAAUGAAUGUAACUUGACGGAGAUGUGGUGACAAUUAAAAAAAAAAGAGCGCAAUUAUACAACUACUAACUUUGGAAGGAGUUUAUUAUUUAUCCUAUACGUGUUCAAAAUAUUACAAUCUUUGUCAUGUGGAAUAGUUCUUUGAACAUUUCUUCGGAAAAUUCAGCCGAACAGCGGCUGGAGCAAUGGAACGAAUCACUGACUCUUCGUCUGAUUCCAAAUGACGUCAUUUUGGCGCUAUAUUUCGUGGUGGGCGUGGUCGGGAACACUAUUGUUCUGUCUGUGUACACCCUAAGAUUUCAGGGGCAGCACCGUGAGCGAUACUUUGUCCCCUUUCUGGCGCUAGCUGACCUCCUGGCCUGCAUCACGUGUGUUACUUUCACUUUCUAUUUGAACUUUCAUCAGGCAGAUUUUAGGAAUGAGACAUUUUGUAAGGUCAUGUGGCCGCUAUCGGCAGGAACAACUUUUAUGUCGGUUUUCACACUGCUGGUGAUAACCAUUGAAAGAUAUUAUAAACUUUGUCGGCCUUUUCAUGAGUUAAGACACAGGAGAAUAAUUUUACUCGCUAUUCUUACAAUGUCUGUUCUAAUAGCAGCACCAAGCCCUCUUUUCUUCGGGACCCGCGCUACUUUCGUCCCCGAGAGAAAUCUUACCAGGUUCAGAUGUACCGUGAUAAAAGACAUCAACAGCCCCGGGCCCAAUAUCUAUGGGUUCGUUUUGGGGUUGUUCAGCAUUCUUACACCAAUAACAAUUGCUGUCGUCUACAUUAGGAUUGGUUGGAAACUUAGGGGUCAAAUGAAAUUCAGACAACAGUUUACUUGUUCCCAAAGGUCUCAUGAGGUCUCGGAAAAAGACUUUGCUAAGGGAGCUCACUCCAGUGACGUCUUGUUUCUGGAAGAUCAGCAUCCUGGAACCUACAUUAAACUAAUUAAGGAGAGGAUCAAUUGUGAUCACGAGCAUUCAAACUCAACGGAGUACUCAGACCAAGAUGACGGGAAACUACAAGACAAAUUACAAAGCAAUGAUGCUCAUCAAAAUGUCAUAAACCAUGUGUCAUUAAGCCCACAAACAAAUGAGGCAUCGCCAAAGAAUAAAAAGAAACAUCGUGUUGAUGAAGAUGUUGCAUGUAGCAAUUCAAGGAUCGAUAACAGACUUCAAUUCAAAAAUAGAAAACUCCCUCUUUCUUUUUUCAAACAAAGUUUUUUUUCCAAAACAAAUGAUAGUCAAGUGAAAAACACGACAGGCGGGGUAGAUAACCAGGCAACUGGGUUCUUCAACAGUGCUAGUUCUUUGACCAAAGCUACAACAAUGACACCAAAGGGACCUGGACUAUAUUUACAUCGAAACAAAUACGAACUGGAUGGACAUGCCUCCCCAACAGUAACCAUUAAGACAAAGAAUAUCUGUGGGGAAUGUGCUGCUGGAGGAACUCAGGCGUCAUGCUGCCAAAGCACAUUCUCCAGAUCGGGACGAAAACUCCCUGAUGUCCCUGUGCGUAGACACGUGAUCACCCACAACGGGCACCUGUACCCUUCCCUCGGAAUGCACCGAUUUACCGUUAUGUUUAUGCUGAUUACCGGGAUCUGCUGUCUCUGCUACCUCCCAAAGAUCACACUCCUGAUCCUGGAAACCGUGAUGACGUCAUUCUGGGCCUCCAUUCCUGACCAGUACCUGGGGGUGGUUCUUUUUCUGUAUCGGUUCUAUAUAUUCAAUAACGUGUGUAACCCCAUCAUUUACUGCCUGUUUGAUUACCGCUUUAGAAGGGAAAUCAAGGUUCUAUGCUGUCGUCGCCGCACGAUUUUCAAAUGAGAAAUUAAUUCUGGGUUUAUAACUUUACGAUGCUCUACCUCCCCUUGCAGUGUCUGAGUACUAUUUUUAAUUGAUUAGUCGCAUGCUGUCAUACACCGAACAGAGGAUAUGGUUUCUUUGAAAAGCGGGACUUUGUAACCGGAAAUGAACAUAUUUGUUUUAUGGCCGGUCUGGCUUCUGGUUGUGUCGUGUAGGCGCUCCUUCAUCCUUUCGCUCGGUUCUAUGGUAUUCUGUAGAACAUCUCUGUUUGUUUAUUAAAACAUUAAACAGAUUGAUUGUCCAAGGAAGUUCAAUGUCUAUUCAAUCACAUGCGCUCAAUGCAAAAUAUAGUCCAACAGCGAAAAAUACAACCCCUAUAUGAUCAAAUAAAAAACAUAGAUUGUGUGGUAUUUCGUGAUUUGGUUAAUUAACGAGCAUGUUUCUUUGAUUCGAUUUGAAAAUGAUAUUCUCUAUUGUCAUCGUUAAUCGAGUAUUUCUCAACCACAGAACCAUAAAGAGAUUAUUGGAUAGUACAACCAGUAUGCUAGGAAUGCUUUGACUAUAUUAUAAUGAUAACCAUUUUUGUCACUGUUGCAAUCUUGAAUUUCUUAAACUCAUAUUAUGGUCAUGCAUGUAAUUCUUACAAAAUGAAUGGUCAGAAGAAUCUUCCCAUUCUCUACUACCUUUUAUGGGUGUAUUUAGGUGCAUCAUUAAUCUAAAUUGAUGAAACCACCGUUUCUUUGAUUAAAAACAUGUUCAAACUACAGUCUCCUGGUUGCUUCUUAUAUCAAUAAAUCGUGAGAGAGAAGCCGGAAAAAUUCUCAGAAGUAUUUCGGUUAAAUGAAUGACAUCUUGGUUAAACCCAAAAUACUUGGAAUAGAUGAAGAAAGGUUUUGUUUUUCUAAUGCUUCGCUUUGCUAUGUAUCCAUGCAUUUUUAAGGUAAAUAUGGCGUUUCUUGACUAAUAUUUCUGAUACACUAUGUAAUUGAGUGUACAUGUGUAAAUGUUCUAUAUAAUUAUCAAAAUUAAACUUUUUACCAAGAAUAGCCUUGGUAAAACGCAAUCGGUCGUGGUAAUUUACCUGCAGCAAUCCUUGUAUUUUGGGGGUGUUUUUUUUUUAUAUAAAGAAACUUGACUGUUUAAACACCCCUGUGCAUGAGCGCGGGAA